Vespula vulgaris is the source of this 2111-nucleotide messenger RNA. RefSeq lists its product as uncharacterized. Gene Ontology annotation, biological process: detection of chemical stimulus involved in sensory perception of smell; sensory perception of smell. The transcript has 11 exons. The coding region runs from base 78 to 1940 and encodes 620 amino acids. Gene Ontology annotation, molecular function: olfactory receptor activity; odorant binding. Lineage: Eukaryota; Metazoa; Arthropoda; Insecta; Hymenoptera; Vespidae. Gene Ontology annotation, cellular component: plasma membrane. The record is from RefSeq and is a predicted model, not a curated record.
UAAAAAUGAAACAAAAGUUAGAAAAAACGUAGGGAUAAGGUAGAAGUUUCGAUUCCUUAUAGAAAAAUUCAUUCUUCAUGCAAGCUCUCAAACUGCUUCUGUCGUUUAUGGAGGAGGAUCUGAAAGCUAGAUCGAACGAGGAGGAUACGAAGAUAACGAGGAACAUCGCGACGACUUCAAGGAAGAUAUCGAUCAGGAGUACAGUCAUGUGUCUCAGUGUCGUUGUUGUCUACGUUAUAUUUCGUUACCUCACGUCUCUUUAUAUCGGUCGAAUUCUUUUAUUUCGUGCGUAUUUUCCUUACGAUACACGUAUCAGUCCUAAUUACGAGCUAACCGUUGUAGCUCAGUUGAUAGCAACCUUCUACGCCGCCACAUCCUACACAGCCGUGGACACCUUCGUUGUCAUGCUCGUUCUUCACACUUGUGGACAACUUUCAAACCUAAAACGAGAUUUGAUGAAUUUGCGACCGAGAACAAGCGACGAGUUUAAAACCAAGCUAAUCUAUAUCGUCGAGAAACACGAUUAUCUUAACAGAUUCGCCGACACGAUCGAAGAUCGAUUCAACGUAAUGCUACUGAUCCAGAUGCUCGGCUGUACCGUACAAUUGUGUUUUCAAUGUUUCCAGGCGCUCUUGUCAAUAAUCGGAGAAUCGAAUGAACUCUUUCUCUUGGAAAUAUCCUUUCUAAUACUUUACGUGUUUUACGUACUAAUUCAGCUUUAUCUUUAUUGCUACGUCGGCGAGAGACUUCUUUCAGAGAGCACGAGUAUUCUACAAGCCGUUUACGACUGUGAGUGGUACAAUUUAACAACGAAGGAGGCUAAAUCGCUUCUAAUGAUUAUGCAUCGUGCACGAUCGCCGUUGUGUCUCACGGCUGGUAAAUUCUGUACCUUCACGCAAGAAUUAUACAGUAGCAUUUUGAAGACAUCGAUGGGUUACUUGUCGGUUCUUUAUGCAAUGAAAAUGAAGAAUCAAACGAAGGAGCCGAAGAGAUCAGUUCUCGAUAGAUCGUUGGCUCAGGAGAACCUAACAUGGAUGUUAUUAAUCGAGAAUCUUCUCGCUUUAAUGGCGAACGAUCGAAAGGAAGCUGACACGGAAGAAGAGAUCAAGAAGAUGAUGAAGAUUGCUAGCAUAUCCAGGACGAUAUCGAUUGGAAGUACAGUGAUAACCAACGCCGUAGUCGUACUCUGGGCCAUGUCCCGAUUCUUAUUGAUGCGUCAAUCCGGUCGUCGUGCUCUCUUUUUGCUAUCUUCCUUCCCCUACGAAUCACUGACCACGCCAAAUUUCGAGUUGACGUCCGUCGGACAAAUCGUGUCAGCAUUUUGCACGGCUACAACCUACACGGUCGUGGACACGUUCGUCGCCAUGUUGAUCCUACACGUGUGCGGCCAAUUUUCCUAUCUUAGACAAAAAAUUAGCGAGCUCGGUAUCAACGACGACGUUGACUUUCGAAAGAAGCUUGCAAAGAUCGUGAAGAAACAUGACACCCUUAACAAAUUUGCUGACACGAUAGAGAACAAAUUCAACGGAAUGUUGUUGAUGCAGAUGCUCGGUUGUACCAUAGAACUUUGCGUUCUGUGCUUCCAAGCACUUUUGUCAAUUACCGAGGGAAGUCAGGAAUUGUUCGUGUUUCAAAUGUGCUUUCUGACUCUUUACAUAUCUUAUAUUCUGUUACAAAUAUUCCUAUAUUGUUACAUCGGAGAAAAACUAGCUUCAGAGAGCUCGAAACUGGCCAAUGCAGCAUACGAGUGUAAAUGGUACAACAUGUCUGCCAAGGAAGCUAAGUGCCUCGUUUUAAUAAUACGACGAGCAAGAUCGCCACUGUGCAUCACCGCUGGUCGAUUUUGUUCAUUCAAUCUUCAACUUUUUACCAAAAUUCUGAAAACGUCCAUGGGUUAUUUGUCCGUUCUGUAUACAAUGAAAUCCAAAAACGUUGAAUAGAUCCAACGAGUCAUCCCAAUUAAUUAAAUAACAUUCAACAUCAUUGAAUUAAAAUAAAAGAUUCAAUAAUAUUCGAACUAUAUAGAUUAGAAAGAUUUGUAAUUGUCAAUUAAUCAGAUUAUAACAUCUCAAUCUAUAGCCGAUGAUUUACAUUCUUAAGAGAUUAUUAUA